AUGACAUUCGCUGAGCUUCUGGAUCAGAUCGGGGGCAUGGGCCGCUUCCAGAUCCUCCAAGUCACUUUGUUGGUGACCCCGAUUUUAUUAACAGCCAGCCAUAACCUGCUCCAGAAUUUUUCAGCCGGGAUACCCGAUCACCAUUGCCGGGUCAGGCUAGCGCACAACGGCACUUAUGCCCAUACCAACUGGACUCAAAUGCCAACGGGUGAGGAAGAUCCCUGGGGGAUUCCCAAAGAUGCCAGCGGGCAACCCGAGAAAUGCCUCCGCUUUGUGGCCACCGAGUGGCCUCCGCUGAAUGCCAGCGCCGAAGUUGGGGGCAACGGCACGGGCACUGCGACCGAACCGUGCAAGGACGGAUGGGUUUAUGACCGAAGCAUCUUCACUAACACCAUCAUUAUGGAGUGGGACCUGGUUUGCAACCGGAAGACGCGGAGACAGAUGGCCCAAUCCAUUUACAUGGGAGGAGUUCUUGCUGGCGCUCUUAUACUUGGGAGCUUAGCAGACAGGUUCGGCCGCAAAGCGAUCUUAACGUGGUCCUACCUCCAGCUGGCUGUCUCGGGGGUGUGCACGGCUUUUGCCCCCAAUUACGCAGCCUACUGUGCCUUCCGGUUCCUGGUUGGCAUGGCGCUCUCUGGCAUUGUCCUCAACUGCAUGUCUUUAGUCCUGGAAUGGGUGCCCACCAACAUCCGUACCAUUGCUGGCACCCUGGUGGGUUAUUCCGCCACCUUUGGGCAAAUCAUCCUUCCUGGUCUGGCUUACGCGCUUCCCGACUGGCGCCAGCUGCAAUUCACGGCGUCCAUGCCAUUCUUCAUUUUCUUCAUAUACUCGUGGUGGUUUGCAGAAUCAGCCCGGUGGCUGGUGCUGUCCGGCAAGGCAGACCAGGCGGUCCAUGUGUUGAAGAAAGUGGCUCAGCUGAACGGGAAGAAAGAUGAAGGGGAGAAACUCAACACCGAGGUCUUGAAAUCCAGCAUGCAGAAGGAAAUGACUUUGGCCCAGUCAUCCUACACCUUUGCCUCCUUGGCCCGGACGCCCACGGUACGCCGGAUCUCCUGCUGCAUUUCCAGUGUGUGGUUUGCAACCAGUUUUGCUUACUACGGCCUGGCGAUGGACCUGCAGCAUUUCGGCUUCAGCAUCUACCUCAUCCAGGUGGCCUUUGGUACCAUUGAUAUCCCUGCCAAGCUGGGCUCGGCCAUCGGCAUGAGUUACAUCGGAAGGAGGACCACGCAAGCUUCGUCCGUCAUUUUGGCCGGGCUGGCCAUUCUGGUCAAUAUCUUGGUGCCCUCAGAUUUACGGACACUGAGAACGUUUUUGGCCGUGCUUGGCAAGGGGUGUCUCGCAUCUUCUUUCAACUGUCUGUACCUGUACACUGGAGAACUGUACCCCACAGUGAUCAGACAAACCGGGAUGGGGCUCGGAAGCACCCUGGCCCGUGUGGGUGGCAUUGUGGCGCCCAUGAUCAAAAUGACGGGUGAACAUUGCUCCUAUCUUCCGUCGCUCAUCUACGGGACGGCCCCCAUCCUCUCUGGCAUUGCCGCCGUCUUCCUGCCCGAGACCCUCAACGUGCCGCUUCCUGAUACUAUAGAUGAAGUGGAAGGGAGAAUAACGCCGGAGCGACAGUCCCUUACCGUUCAGAGCCAAGAACCAGUUUUGCUCCAGAAAUUGGACCAAGGGAGAAGAACCCUGGAUGGUGAAAUUUGCUAAGAUGGGGAAAGCGAGGAAUCGGAAAUUAUUGCAAGUUUAUUAGACAUCUUUAAUUGGGUUUUUCUUUUCUUUUUUUUUGCCUUUGGGCUGGAAGUGGUAUUUUCAGAUUUUAAAAAAAAUCAACCAAAUAAAUGAAUAAUUGAUGAAAAUUGUAGUCAUGCCUCUCUGAUAUUUUGAAGCCAAAGACCGGACUAAGUCCCAGGUCUAAGAUGUGUUAAUAUGCAAGUAGUCCUCAACAUACAACCAUUCAUUUAGUGACAUUUCAGAGUUAUACUGGCGUUUCUUGACUUAUAACCAUAGUUGGGACUCAUUCACAGUAAAAUAUGGUUUUAGAAUUCGGAACGAACCCCAGUCAUGUGAGCACCUUUUGCGACCUUAUGACAAGCAGUUAAAGGGGAAGCCAGCUUCACUUAACCAACCGGGUUAAGAAAAGCCAUAAAACUGGGCAAAACUCACUUAACAAAUGUCUCACUUAACAGAAAUUUUUGACCUCGAUUGUGGUCAUAAGUCGAGGAUUACCUGUAACGUUUUAAAAAGUGAAAAUAUCAAACUGCCCAAGAUUUUGCAAUGAAUAUUGGAAUAAUGCAUCUCCUAAAUAUUAUUCUUACCACCCCCCUACGCUGUCUUGGCGAUACCCUCUUCGAGAUCCAGCCUGGCUGGGGAGGAUCUGUCUGGCUUGGCCAGCUUUAAAAAACUAGACUGGACAAAAAACAAUAAUCGUCUAGUCCCUUGUGAGGAAAGGCAACCUGGCUUUGAAGAGACUGCACUUGAGAGACAAGAAUGCUGCCAUGUGGCUCAACCGUACCGCUUAGAAAAGAAUUAAAACCCACACCCAAUUGUUGGACCGACACCACAGGAGUAAAUAAAAGCAGUAUUUAUUAGCUAAUGCUUAUUACAGCCUUAAAAUAAAAUUGGGGGGGAAGAGAGGUUGCCAAAAUAUAGUUCAGCUUCUACUGCAAUAAUAAAAGAUGGAGUGGGAAGGUAUGGAAAGCCUCCAUAUUUAUUUGCUUAUUGAAAGAAAGCCCAAAUUCCAAACCAAUGCAAUCGGAGGGCGCACAGAUCAAUUACUCGGGAAGGAAGGAUAAAAACCAAGCGACCAACUCAACGGAGAACAGCUACUAGUGGGGAAUCAGGGCACAGUGCAGAGGAGGUACGAAGCUGCACAACUAUUUUGUGGCCGUCGCGAGAGAGUGAGAGAGAGAGAGA
Molecule: messenger RNA, 2910 nt
Organism: Pseudonaja textilis
Lineage: Eukaryota; Metazoa; Chordata; Lepidosauria; Squamata; Elapidae
Product: solute carrier family 22 member 6-A-like
Biological process (GO): transmembrane transport
Cellular component (GO): membrane
Molecular function (GO): transmembrane transporter activity
Source: RefSeq, a predicted model, not a curated record